AUGGCAGCGGGGUUUGUGUCGCGUUUGAUUGAGGGCUACUUGAGAGAGGAAGAGGUAUGGGUGCCCCGUGUGAGUGCGAAGAUACGAGAGGAUGUAAUGGACAUGGUGGAGUCGAUAUGCGAAGAAGUUGAUCCCUGGUGUCGUCGGAAGAGGGGGCCUGAUUGUGAAAGCUGCAGCGGACAGUGGAUGUGUGCGGCGGAGAUAUUAGUCGAAGUUUUUGAGCCGGAGAGGCUGGCGAAGUUACUGGAGCGGCACGAUGUAAUCUCGCCGGUGGACGCGGAGCGACUGGGUGUGUCUCCGUUAUGGCGGUUGGCAUGUGUGUUGAAGACACACUUAGUUUACCGGCAACUGCGCAAAAUUAUACAUAUGUUGGGAGUAAGGCUGGAGGAACUACUCGGCGGGCGCACAACGCUCUACGCCUUUGGACUGGCCGGGGUGCGUCGUCUGCCGCGUUCAGAAGAGGCGCGAAGACUCAUGAUAGCUGCCUCGGCAUUCUCCAACCGUCUCGAGUCGGGACUUUCCCGUGGCCGAGAACACUCACUCUCCCAUGGAUCCGGCACGGGCUUCUGGUUGUGUAUGACCGGCCGCGCCGUUGUGUUGACCGCAGCCAUGCGCGUCGCGCUUGGACCGCACUGGUUCGCGCAACUUGCAGCCCUCUGGCGAACAGCUGCACGCGCACCACCGCCUGAACAACUAUCGGACUACGGUGUUGUUGGCUGUCUACUCAUGCGUUCGCGGGCCGUCAAGGACGGGGUUACGCUCCUCUCUACCUUUUGCGGCAUCCCCGAUAAGCUCCUAGAGCAACUCCCACGUAGCCUGUUCCAUACAUCACCCGACGGCCGCGAGUUCGAAUCCGCCCUCAACCUCGUCACCAGCUGGACCAAAGAAAUUCUCGCCAUCGCCACCGUCGGCGCCAUAGCUGCUACCCGAACUCCACGCACUCUAGGUGCCGUUGGAAGCCGGCACGAUGUUGAACACGCGCUUUUCGCCGAAGUUCCCACCGACCUGUUGAUGGCCCGCGCGGUCGCUCCGCCCGUGCGGCUCUGGGAUGACGUCACGGCCUCGCAGGCGGAGCCGGGACCAAUGCAACUGGUCAAAAAGUACCUUGCAGAGGAAGCCACUGAGACGGUGGCGGCCGAGAUCACGGAGGCGGGCCGGAACGAGUACUUUGCGAAGCUGAAGAUGUUCUUGACUACCUUGAGGAACUUGGUGCCGUCGACUCCAGUCGGGGUGAAUGAGCGCCACUGCGUGGGUUUGGUGGGAUCGUGUCGUUGGCGGUGGUUCAGUUACGUUACGGCGUUGCUGAAGAAGAUUCGUUGCAUGGGUCUCCAGCGGCGGUUCGAUUCCGAGCUGGCGCAUUUGUUGGCGCCUUUCAGGAAACGGCUGGAAGAGCUGAAGUACGGGGCUAUGCCGUUGUCGGCGGGUGUGUCGGACGAAUGGUUGCUUUCGUGUUUGUUACAGAGGAGCACACAGGCGCUGGACCCCAAGUUGCUGUUAACGAAUCUGGAAGUUUCGGUCAGUGAGGGUGAGCAACGGUGUAAGGAGAUGUUGUAUUGUGAAUCAUUUGGCAAGCAUUACCGCAAGCUACCGCAAUCACCAGCACGACGACGCAUCGUGCUCGCUGCCUCGUUGCUAUGGCACUUACUAUGCAGGGCACAUUACCGUCCAGCCACACGUAAAAAGGCCAAACGGCAGGACCCUGACUUCCGCCAUUGGAAUACGGCCACCCGCGUUCGACUCGGAGUCACCACCGUACUCUUCCACGAACUGGGUCCUGAACCUUUCGCGAAGCUUGCGAGUCUCUGGCGCCAACGCACCCAAGCACCGCCGGCAACCAUCCUCUCCGACCGCUGCCUCAUCGCCUGCCUUAUCCGAGACGUCACCUUUCGCAGUCACGAGAUUCUAGCCUUCUGCGAUCGCUACAACGUUCCCGCCGCAGAAUUUAACAACCAACGCUGCGCGGUCAUAGACGAAAACUUCGACGUCAUGCAUCAAAUACUCUACCCCGCCGACCCCCUCGUCAUCGACGACCCCGAGGCCAUCGAGGACCCCGAAAACCUCGUCAUCGACGACGACCCCGAAGCCCUCGUCAUCGACGACGACCCCGCAGCCCUCGUCAUCGACGACGACCCCGAAGCCCUCGUCAUCGACGACGACCCCGCAGCCCUCGUCAUCGACGACGACCCCGCAGCCCUCGUCAUCGACGACGACCCCGCAGCCCUGGUCAUCGACGACCCCGUAGUCGUCGCGCCUCGGGCGACGACCGAUCUGCUGCAAGCGACAAUCGACGAAGUCACCCGGCGAAUGCGCGCCACGGAACUGACGCGUCCCGGCCCCUCGUGGCCGGCCCGGCGCGGUCGACAGAAGGCUGGACAGAAAGAGGCGCGCAAGCUCCCGGGCAACGCCACGCGAAAGAUGAAAGCUGGAACAGAAGUGCCACUGAACCUGAACCUGAGCGCCGAUCCCAUCGCUGCCGCAAACGUUCCUCUUAAAAUGGCGGCCGCGGGGUUCGUGACGCGUGUGAUUGCGCGAUGUCUGGCGGCCGAAGAGGCGGAGGCACGUGAGUCGCUGCAGCAAGCGCGAAAGGCAUGGAUUGCCGCAGCCACCGCAGCCACCGUGUGUCGUGUGAACGAAGCGGCGGAACGAUGGGGGGAACUCCGUCAGGACCUCCUCGCAGUUCAAGACAAAAAUCCCGAUCCAAUUCCCGAUCCAACUCCCAAUCCAGUUCCAGGAGGAGUUCUGGGUUUAGGCCGUCCAGCAGGUCCGCAGGAGGAGUUCAUGACGUCAGUUGAGGACUGUUUCGCGACGAGUGCGUACCGUAAGGAGGCAGUGCAUUGUGAGGCGUGUGCUUGGCCGCUUGUGUUGGUGGGCACAAUGGCGUGUGCGCGGUUCGAGCAGAAGCGACUGGCAGGGUUGUUGGACCGAUACGACGUGGAAGCGUUGAGGUUCCGAGAUCCACGCGCUCCCCUGGUGUCGGCGGGGUCCGCGGCUUGGCGGUUCGCGUGCAUGCUAAAAACGCGUCUAUACUACGGCAAACGCGCCACGGUUGCAACGCGAGUGGGCCUACACCCGGAAGAAGAAUUCCGAGGCCGCGACCGACUGUAUGCGUUCGGACUCGACGGCCUACAGCGACUGCCACGCUCCGAGGAAUCCAGACGACUUGUGCUCGCGGCCUCCUUCGUCUCACACUGGCUCUACACCGGCUUCCACUCCGCACCGCCCACUGGACGCACUUGGCGCUCCCUCUCGCAACGUGCUAUGCUCGUAGCCUCCGCCGUCAAAAUCGGCCUAGGACCCGAACUGUUCGCCGAACUUGCAGCCCUCUGGCGUUCCAUCGCCCGCGCUCCGCCGACCGGGGAGCUCUCGGACCUGGCCGUUGUCGGAUGCCUCCUCAAGGCCACGCGCCUCGUCCAAACAAAAAUCUGUGCCCUCUCCACGCUCUGCGGCGUCCCCGACCACUUCCUCGACUCGGCAUCCAAACGACUCGUAGACACCACACCCGACGGUCGCGAGUUCGAAUCCGCCCUCCGCCGCAUUGGCGCCUGGACUAGGGAACUUCUCGCCCUCAACGUCGCCGGCGCCCUCGGUGCCUCCGGCCUGGACGCCGACUCCGCGGCGCCGGAGCCGGACGCCGAUGACCCAACUGGAGCAACUCCAAAAAAGCGCGCUGCAACUCGAAAGAAACGGGCAACUCCGGACUCCGAGCCCCUGGGUUCGAUUCCGUCGUCCGUUACGGAGGUGGAGUUUGUGAAGAGGGCGCCUGCGGCCUUGUUGCGGGCGCGACGCGACGCGUCGUCGGGCGUGGUGCGAGACAGCGAAACGAGGGAGACGCCAGUGGUGGCCGAGUUGAUCAGGGAAUACGUGUCUGCCGAAGCUGGUCCGAGGUUUGAAGAAUCGGCGUUUCGAUUCCUAUCGAAACGCGGGCCAUGGUUGAUGAGAUGGCUGAACCGGUUUCUGGACCGACCGGACCGUGAAAGGACUCGGUUGCUCGCGCGACGGCCCACAGCGCCUCCCGUCUUCAGCUCUUGUGGCUGGAAGUGGGCUUGGCUUGCCGGGUCUUUGUGCGAGGCACUGCGCCGUGCCGGGUUACAAGCCCCCUUCACGCGGCUGCGACACCGGCUGGUGGCCUCCUAUGAGGUGAAAGAGCGAGCCUGGGUUUUGCCCCAUGAGGACUCGGCCCCUGCAGGAGCAGCAGACUCAGACUCGGCCCCUGCAGGAGAAGACUCGGCCCCUGCAGGAGAAGACUCGGCCCCUGCAGGAGAAGACUCGGCCCCUGCAGGAGAAGACGUGUCUUGCGGAAGUGAAUUGAGUGUGUUCCCAGAGAUGUCGGACGAGUGGGUGUUAGGUUGCUUGCUGCAGCGGAAGGCCCGUUCGUAUCGGACGGUGAGGUUGUUUUCAUCGUUAGGUGUUAAGGACAGCGAUGCGUUGGACUGUCGAGGGAUGUUGUACUAUGAUGGGGUGGGUGCGAAUUUUAGGCAGUUGCCGUGUGCGUCAGACGCGCGCACGUGUGUGCUGGCGGCGAGUCAGUUGUCGGAAUGGUUACGGAAGGCGGCGCAGCCCAGACGUCGUGUCGGGUCGUGUUUUGGUGUGGAAAGUCUGGGUACGGAGAACCGAUGUCGUUGGUGUCAAUUGACUUCCAGUCGUCUCGCUCUAACAGUCGUUUUCCAUCGGGUCUUGGGCGAUGCAGUCUUUGGCCGAGUCGCGACCUUUUGGCGCAAACGGUCCGGCGCCCCACCCCGCAUACUACUCUCAGACCGUUGCCUAGUCGGUUGUCUCCUCCAAGGCAUCGUCAUCCCACCUAGAACGCUGGAAGCCUUCUUCAACGAACACAAUGUGCCCUUAACACACCUCACAGACCACACCUGUGCCGCCCUCGACAAAAACUUCGAUACAAUGCAGCGCCUACUCUACCCCAACCAACACGACCUAUCGACUCCAGCUCCGACUCCAGCUCCGACUCGGAUUCCUACCGCAGCACCCGAUCCUCGUCCUGAAGCCGAGCGGCAAAAACGUCGCACCGAUGUGUCCGCCGAACAGAGUCAGCUCCCGCUCAAGAAGCGGGCACUCGCUCGGUGCUUAUCCGACUAA
This is a messenger RNA of Gregarina niphandrodes, 5088 nucleotides long. RefSeq lists its product as hypothetical. The record is from RefSeq and is a predicted model, not a curated record. NCBI's taxonomy places the organism in Eukaryota, Apicomplexa, Conoidasida, Eugregarinorida, Gregarinidae. The coding region runs from base 1 to 5088 and encodes 1695 amino acids. The transcript has 2 exons.